This is a messenger RNA of Pan troglodytes (chimpanzee), 242 nucleotides long. Its product is annotated as large ribosomal subunit protein eL39-like. NCBI's taxonomy places the organism in Eukaryota, Metazoa, Chordata, Mammalia, Primates, Hominidae. The record is from RefSeq and is a predicted model, not a curated record. The transcript has a single exon. Bases 65 to 220 code for a protein of 51 amino acids. Gene Ontology annotation, cellular component: ribosome; cytosolic large ribosomal subunit. Gene Ontology annotation, biological process: translation. Gene Ontology annotation, molecular function: structural constituent of ribosome.
GCUAUUUAUCCUGCUCUUUUCCUUUCUCCGCCACCGUGGUGUGUUCUUGACUCCACUUCUCGCCAUGUCUUCUCACAAGACUUUCAGUAUUAAGCGAUUCCUGGCCAAGAAACAAAAGCAAAAUCAUCCCAUUCCCCAGUGGAUUUGGAUGAAAACUAGAAAUAAAAUCAGGUACAACUCCAAAAGGAGACAUUGGAGAAGAACCAAGCUGGGUCUAUAAGGAAUUGAACUUGAGAUGACAC